Paracoccidioides brasiliensis Pb18 is the source of this 1074-nucleotide messenger RNA. RefSeq lists its product as uncharacterized. The record is from RefSeq and is a predicted model, not a curated record. The transcript has 4 exons. Bases 1 to 1074 code for a protein of 357 amino acids.
AUGGAAUACAAUGAGAUGAUGAGAUGCCGCCCUACCCGAUUAGCGGGGGGAGGGGCGCCUUCUAGGCGUCGUCAGCGUCGUAGUUCUCAUGACCUUCUUGCAGCGACAAUCUCUGCAGCCAACUCGUAUAAAGGCGGGGAAGUACGAACAUCGCUAGGAUAUCGUAUGGUGCAGAAGGGCACCGGCGCCGCGGAGGAACCACUCAUAGAGAGUCUAGGGGGUGCCGCUCCUUGUCGAGUGCCUCCAAAACGCAAGUUGCGUGAGACAGCUGCUGCUCCUGCCGAGGCCAAAAAGGCCAGGCCAGAGGAGAUGACGCGCCAUGAUGCCGUCGUCAAGUCGUCGCCUGCGCCUGAGGCGGAGGCAGUGGCUGUCACCCCCCCGGCGCCCACCCCUCGUGCUCCCUAUACGCCGGCUCUCAAGGAUUCUGCCGCGAGACCUUCACGGUGUCAUUCAUCGUACUUGUCGGAAGAGGAGUUGGAUCCGAGGUUAGUGGCCUCGAGAAGCCCAGUCCGUAGAACCCAACCCUGUGAGGCGUUGGGGACGCAGGGACCUACAGUUUCCACUCCUUCUCUGACAGGUGCAAUGGCGAAGGGCAUUGUUGGGGAACAACCUGCCCGUCAACUUGCUGGGACCUCCUGCUGCCUCCGCUGCGCUAAGCAGCUCAAGAAUGGAGGAAUUUUCUGCAGCCGCUCAAGUCUAAAUUCGCGCUGUUUCCGUUGCGCAAAGAAUAACGACUCGUGCCUUCCUGUGCCAAUGCAGUACAGGGCCAGGCUCUCAAGCCUCCAGGUGCUGGCGGAUUCCGUCAGCAUCGGGGAAGUCCCCCUGGCCCAACUUCAGAAGGAAGCGCAUAAGUGGGUCUCCGAUGUAGAGAAACACCUCAGAGUAACUAUGCCCAAGAAGAAGGGGGUAGUUGGCGCCGCCAGAAGCACCACGGAGACUGUGCAGCUGCUGGAGAAGAUCUCACUUCAGAUGGAGCAGAUGACUCAAAUCCUCUGCCAGAUGGCUGGAGUACCCGUGCCCCCCGUCCCCGUCGCCGAAGAGGAGUUUGGAGGAGGAGAGGUGGUGGAAAAGUGA